This is a messenger RNA of Mustela lutreola (European mink), 5881 nucleotides long. It is a transcript of the gene UBE2W, whose product is annotated as ubiquitin conjugating enzyme E2 W. Lineage: Eukaryota; Metazoa; Chordata; Mammalia; Carnivora; Mustelidae. The record is from RefSeq and is a predicted model, not a curated record. The coding region runs from base 16 to 558 and encodes 180 amino acids. The transcript is spliced from 6 exons.
CCCCCGGCGCCCAGGAUGCUGGGCCCCCGCGGCGUGACGCGAGCACGGCAACUCCGCCCCCUGCGUCUCUGGCCUCGCCGGCCUUGGGGGGAUGGUUCCAUCAUGGCGUCAAUGCAGAAACGACUGCAGAAAGAACUGUUGGCUUUGCAAAAUGACCCACCUCCCGGAAUGACUUUAAAUGAAAAGAGUGUUCAGAAUUCAAUUACACAGUGGAUUGUAGACAUGGAAGGUGCACCAGGUACCUUAUAUGAAGGGGAAAAAUUUCAACUUCUAUUUAAGUUUAGUAGUCGAUAUCCCUUUGACUCUCCUCAGGUCAUGUUUACUGGUGAAAAUAUUCCCGUUCAUCCUCAUGUUUAUAGCAAUGGUCAUAUCUGUUUAUCCAUUCUAACAGAAGACUGGUCCCCAGCGCUCUCAGUCCAAUCAGUUUGUCUUAGCAUUAUUAGUAUGCUUUCCAGCUGCAAAGAAAAGAGACGACCACCAGAUAAUUCUUUUUAUGUUCGAACAUGUAACAAGAAUCCAAAGAAAACAAAAUGGUGGUAUCAUGAUGAUACUUGUUGAUGCCACUGUUAUCAUCCUCCUAGCAGAAGAUAGUCCUACUGAGAAAAUGAGCACUUUGAUCAUUCAGUCUUUGAACUUUAACCUUUGACUGGAAGUGACCUAUAGGCAAUGAAGACUACUUCCUUUUACUGCAUUUUUACUCGUGUGCAUUCUGGGCGCAUGUUGAUCGCUGGUUCAGUCCAGGCAACUGACAUGCUUUUAUUAGUCAUACAGUAUUAAUGCAGGUGUCAGGAAAUGUCAAUAUAAUUCCAUUUUUUAUUUUUAUUUUUUUAAGCUUUUGGAAAAGUUCCAGGUCCUCAUGUAUUGUGCAAUAACAAUGACUUCCUUGGCGGUUUUGGGACGUUCAUUGCCGGCAAUGGACGUUAAACAGGAAAAAUUUUCAUUAACUCCUGCCACCCAAUAAUUAAUGCAUGAUAGGGCCUAUGAAAUGAACUUACUGGUUAUAAUGGGAUUAUAAAUAAAGUGAGGGAUCCAACAUUACUUUGAAAGUCACCCCAACUGUUUAUAUUUGGAUUCUAUGCACUGUGAUCCUAAGGUUUAACAGCAUGAAUUAACAUGCGUCUUUAAAGGACUGUAAUGAAAGAUCAUUGCGUAUUUAUUGAAUUGUUUAUAUCUGCUGUCAAAUUGUUUUGACAUGGAAGGUUUUCAAGUAACAUUGGCAGAGAGGUACAAUAUUGUUUAUCCCUAUGGUGAAAAUAAAUUCAUUUGUUGUAUAUAGUUCCUCAAUCUCUGGAGUAAAGGUAUGAGUAAAUCUAGGGUAUGAACGGUUGAAUCAAGGCUUGAUCUUGGAAGUAAGAACAAUGGCAGUGAGGAUGAAACUGCUGCAGUCCUUAAUUGGGGCUUGUUUGUACAGUAACGAUUUUUCCAAGUAGAUUAAUCUACACUCUGUUACUUCCUGCUAGCCAUCAGCAUGAGCCCUACUGCCUAAACACUAUUUCAUUUAUUUAUGUUUGAAAAAUCCAUAAAGAGUUUUCAUUUGCAAUUUUGUUUCUUUUGUUAUGUUUUAAGUCAAGUUUGAAUGUUACAGUACUUCAAUUGAAAAGCUUUUGUCAAGUUUUUUCUUGUAAUUUUUUCUUGUAAGUAUCAUUUUGUCCUUUAAUCCUGUACCCUAAAAUAAGAAAUACAUUUUUGACAGAGGCUUAAUGUUUUAACAAAAGAGUGUGGACAUUUUUAUUUUAAAAUUUAGGCAAAAGUACACUCUAGAAUGGUAUGUUUGCUUAUUUGUCUCACAUAACCGUACAGUUUUUCCUGGAGGGAUUUGUUUUAUUUUGUUUUCUUGUUGUUGAAAAGACUUUGCUUACAGCUAGAUAAAAUUUUUCUAUAGAAAAAAAAAUUGUUGAAACGUCCAAUUCUCAGUACCAUGUAAGUUAAUGAUAUUGCAACUAGGUUCUCUUUUUAAAAAGCAAUUAUGUAUUUUAUAAAUUACCUUUUCACAUAUGCAAAAAUCUGUUUCUACUACAAUGUUAUUUUUACUAAUGCCUGUUGUUGCACUCUUUUUGACAUAUCCUGCAGUGAAUAAAUAUAUGAAUCAAUUUGGGCUUAAAAAUAAAGGCCAAUUGGCUGAAAGGUUUGAAGUAUGUACCCCAGCAAAACAUCCAAUCAAUAAUUGGCAAGGAAUAUUUUCAAAAUUGUUUUUAAUCUCUGUAUAGAUGACAUUUUGUAGCUUUGUACAUGUUGUUAAUUAAGGGCAUAUAAUUUUACACUCUAAAAGUAUAAUUGCUGAACUCAGGGGUGGGUAGACUUCAAAAAUAUGUCUGCUGUAGAAAUAACUUGAAAAAAAAGAAAUUAAAACUAUGGCCAGCCACCAAAUUGUGGAUACUGUUUAUACUAUAGUUAGCAAAUAACACUUUUUAAAAUUAAACACAUUUUUUGUUCUUUCUUGACUAGAUACACAUAAGUUCUCAUAAUAGUCUAUCAGUCUUAUCAUUUGGCCUGUUUAACUAAGACAGAAAAUGUUUUUUGGGAUGCUUUGAGCUACUCUUAAUUUUUAACUGCUUUUUUAAUAUGAAAUCUGCAGCGGCAAAUUACGUAUUUCUCAUAUUUUACACAACUGCUCCAAACUACUGAUUGACUUGAUCAUUUUCAGGGGUGGGGGUGGGGGAUCUUUCUCCGUAUUGCUGGUCCACGUACUAAAAUUCUUUUAUAAAGAAAUGACCUGUGACAUUUAGUCACCAAAGGAAUUAAUAUGCCAGGUCAAAGAUUAACAGUGCUGUCCUGUAGAUUAUAUAGCCUCAAUUGAGUUUUUUAAAAUAAAAGAAGCAGUAUUUUAACAUACCUCUUUCUCUACAUAGAGAUACCAUAAAAUAAAACAAAGUAGAGGAAAGUAAAGGAAACCAAAUAAUUUCAGUACAUUUUAUGGUUUAAAGAGAAGAUAAGAUGAAAUACCUAAAAUAUAGGAAUACCAACCAUUCAGAAUUUGCAAUAAGGUAACACCUUAUUCAUUGCAGUACUCCCUUGAACUUAGGAAUUAUUGGAAACUCCUUUGCACUUCGAUUUAAUUAAGUUAAUUUUAAAUGUAAGUUAAACAUUAUUAAAAGACAUAAGACGUUUACCUAAGUCUUUGCUCUAGAGAGGGCAUUUAAUGGCUUUGUAAUAAUAAAAAGAAUAUUUCUCUGUAAUGUGUUGUUGAACAACAACCAGAAUACCAAGAAAAUGUACAUAGGAUUAUGCUACUUCCCUCUUUCCUUGCUCCAUGGGGCACUAUCUGCUGCAUAGGCCUACAGAAUUAUACUUUCAUAUUUAGACAAUAUGUACUCUCUAUUUAUUUAUUUAUUUAUUUAUUUUAAGGCCAUUCUUCUGGUUUGCCAAAUUCUAUUAAGACAGUGAUACAUUCAUUUCCUUAUUUUGCAUGCUUAGAUCAUGAACUUGGUGCCCUCUCAAAAAUAUUAUGUGAAGUAGGUAUUAAUGCCAUAGAUUUUAAAGAAAGAAAUGGUUUUCAGUUUUUUUAAGAUAAAUUUUUUAAAAUAAAUUUUAUGGAAUUCACCUCUAAAGGACUUAACUUGUAGUGGAUGAAUUCCUCCUUUUAGCUAGCAGGGAAAUAAAGCUUUUUUUAAUCCCCAAAAGAAAAUGCUAAAAUAGCUUUUAUAUACAGUUCAUCUGGAGAAAGAUCUUAAUCCUUAUUGUUUUGACUAGGUAUAUAAAUAUUUGGUAUAAAAUAACUAGGAUAGUUUUAUUAGUUUUUCCCUUCUGAAAUUUUAAAUAUAUGCAAAUAUAUAUCAUUAGAUUCCUGUGGCAAAUAAUAAUUUCUUCAGAUUCUAAAGCAGGUAUCUAGUGACUGCUUAAUUAUUUCCAGAUUGCAUCAAAGAUGAAUUGGCAAAUAAUGGAAAUGAGUAGUGAUAUGCAAAUGGUAUGUAACCACAUAUUACUUGUUUCUGGUAAUCAAGUCUUAUUUUUUAAAAAGCCUAUUGUUUUUGAGAAUUGAGAUAUUUAAAACUUGUUAAAGCUUCUUCCUAAAAAUAGAUGAGAAGAGGAGGUACUGUAUGUUCAGAAGUUUUUUAAAUAAAGAAUUCAGUGUCACUAGUUCUAAGACUUUAUGGUUACUGCUGCUUAUAUUUCUCAAUCUCACUUUUAUUUAGUUUUUUGUACAUAUUUUAGCUGAAUGCUUAGGAUUUAUUAAGUGUAUAUAAAUUGGUUUUCAAAAAGAACUGAGGCUUUCCCAUAUCUUUUCUGCGGAUUCACUGUUAACAAAAUCAGCUACUGCAUGGUUCUGUGUUAUGCUAAUGCCUUUGCAUGAUUAAGAUCUGUGAAGGUGUCUCUUAGUCUGCACCCCUUGGCCCUAAUCCUCUUUGCAGUCUUUUGUUUGUUUUUAUCUCUUUCAUUUUUCUUUCUUCCUUUCUCUUCAGAGAUGUCCAGUAUGUCAGUCUUCAGCAGUUUCCCUAAGUUUUCCCCUCUCCUUCCUUACCUCUCUUCCUGUCUUCCUCCCUUUCUUCCCCUUUCCUUUUCUUGAGGUUAGGGAAUCCAAAAGAGGAAGAUUAGUGAAAUUACAUCAGAAUUUUUUCUUUAAAAAGAUUCCUUCCUACAAAUAAAAUACAUAGAGUUUCUGAUACCUAAUUUCAGUUCAUCAGUAUGUGGCUAAAUUUGUUGAAUAAUUGCUUAAUAAAUGUGCUGUUAACUAGUAAUUUAGUUCCUAAAUACUAAUAUUGAGGGCAUUUGGUUUACUUUUUGGAUGGUGACUGUCCCAAAGCCUAAUUAUUUCCCAAAUGAAUUAAAUUAUUUGUUUUGGUAAAAGUGUCCAUUUAAGUUGCUAAGCCAUUUUGAGAUUUUUUAAUAAUUUGUGGGAACUUUUGUUUUCUCAGCAUGAACUGUGUAUUAAAGACAGGCCUGUAUGCAUCAUUAUCAUUAGAGGCCUUUGGAGUCUAAACAUGUACUUCAGACUUAGACCUUUAUUCUUAAAGUUGAAGUUCUGCUCCUGACUAUGGUCCUGUAAUUGAGGUGUUUAUUGGAUUUUAAUUCUCAAAUGGUAUUGGGACUUACAUUUAGGGAUGAAUCUCCAGAAUGGUUACAUGAAUGUCUUUUUUUAUGAAAAAUUUUUUAUAAAAUAUUGUAAUAUCUGAAGACAUUUUGAAUAUGUGGAAGCAAUGCCUGAAUAGAAGCUGGUAUAUUUUAAACAUGAGUAAAGAACUAAUUGAGCAAGUUGAGUGCAGUUGACAGUGAAAAAGAGAACAGUUUCUUGAUGCAUACAUCGUCAGGGUUUUGUGAAAAGUUUGCUUCUGCAGUCAUUCUAAGCUGCUUUCUCAAUGGCAAAGCAUGGUUCUGGGCUUUGGCUUAUUAGUUGUGAUAUCACUUGUCAAAUUUAGCAGUUAAUGGAAAAAUUGCAUAAUCCCACCUCUCUAAUUUUAAAGUGGAAACAAGUUGAGUAAGGAAUGUGGUUGAUAGAAACCGUGAAAAUCAAGUCUCUCUAUAGUUAACUACAGAUUAUUUAUAUAAAUAUUGAUUAGCAGGCUCGGGGUAAAAUAAUUAUUUGAAAAUAUUAAUAUAUCAGUUAUCUAUAGCCAAGAAUUAAGUCAAUGUUCAAGUUAAAAUGGGUUUGUUGUUUUUAGUUGGUACCAUUUUUCUCUCAAUAUUCAGAAAUACGAUUGUGCAUUUUAUUAAUAGGAAUGGAAGCUCAUGCUUGAGGGUUUGAAUAGGGUGGAUGUAUAUAUAUUUUAUAAUUCAAGUUGUAAAAUAUGUAAAGCUACUGCUUUUUGAAUAGAAUAUAAAUGUUAAGACAAAUCUAUAUAUUAUAUAUUUUUAAAUACAUGUAUCAAACUUUUGUUAGUUGAAUAUAAAUUACAUUGUGUGCUUUAUGGAAUUCAGUAACUUUUAAUAAUAAAGCAGUUGUCAU